GGCCAAUUGCUGGGCCUCCUGAGAGCCGGAGUGCGGUACGCGCACUCGGGUCGGCCGCGAGGAGCUGCAACGGGGUCACAGAGCGCGGAGAGCCAUGGCGAGGACAUUUGGGUUUUCGCCCAUAGGAGGUCGGACCAGGUGAUUUACAGCUUCAGCAAGGUCUUGGAUGGAUUCCAAGGCCUGAAGCAGCUGCCGUUCAAUGGCAAAAAGACCAAGCCAGCAAAGCUUCGCAAGGAUUACUGGUCACCCCUCGCUCACAUCCGAUUCCAGCCCGGCCAGGGCUCCGUUGGCCGCUCAGUACUCCAGAAACUGCGAGAGUUGAAGCACCUCCACGAGGUUGCGUGGACAGACGAAUUGCGACACAAGCGGCCGGAAGAGUUUAGUAGCCAAGACAAGAAGAAGAUUGCCGCCGAGAAGGACAAGGGAAUCGACUACCAGCCCAUCCGAAGCAAGCAGGAGCGUGGCAUCGCCCUCAAUGCGCAGAAGAAAAAUGCAAUUGCCGACAUUGCGGCUGUUCUAGCAGGCCAGGGCCGCGGCAACAAGAUCGUGGCUGCAGAGACCGAGGGAGGAGACAAGGAGCUGGUGGAUGUCACAGUCAGCUGGGCCAACGACCAAGAUAAGAAAUUUGCCGAGUCGUGGUCAAAAAAUGUCACACACACUGUUUUCGAGGUGCCGACAUAUAUCGGAGGAGAGGCCGAAAAGCAGGUUGCGAAGCCAGCAACCGCAUAA
Molecule: messenger RNA, 729 nt
Organism: Trichoderma atroviride IMI 206040
Lineage: Eukaryota; Fungi; Ascomycota; Sordariomycetes; Hypocreales; Hypocreaceae
Product: mitochondrial 54S ribosomal protein mL67
Biological process (GO): DNA recombination
Cellular component (GO): mitochondrion
Molecular function (GO): structural constituent of ribosome; single-stranded DNA binding; DNA strand exchange activity
Source: RefSeq, a predicted model, not a curated record